Closterium sp. NIES-65 is the source of this 996-nucleotide messenger RNA. Lineage: Eukaryota; Viridiplantae; Streptophyta; Zygnematophyceae; Desmidiales; Closteriaceae. The record is from the annotation of a GenBank genome assembly.
AUGUGUGCGAGAGCAGCUGCGGCAGUGGAGGCACAGGGGGAGAAGAUGAGGCAGAUUGUUGACAGGGCUCUUCAGAGAGCAGCAGAGGCUGCUGCUGCUGCAGGUGGAGGAAAGGGAGGGGGCGCUGGUGCUGGGGCUGCUGUGAGGCGUGGCAGCAAUGGGAAUGGGGGACGAGGGUCGAAGAAGGCGGAGGUGCAGUUGAAGGAGAUGGGUGGAGGUAAGCGGAUGGCGCAGUGGCAACCGGUGCAGCUGAUUCUUGAUAGCGCCAUACAGGCACUGCCAUGGGAGGGUCUGCCUUGCCUGGCCCAGCAGCGCAUCUACCGCCUGCCUUCCUUCACUGCUCUGCUCUCCCUGCUCGCGCACCACCAGCAUGCUGGUCUGCCUGGGAAGCACCAGCAGACGCAGCAGCAAGGAAGGAUGAUGACAGGGGAGAGGAAGCAGGGUGGCGGGGUGGGUGGGAGUGGGAAGGCGGGGCAGGGAGCAGAGGGGCAGGUGCGGGUGAGUGUGGACGCGAGGAGUGCGUUCUACCUGCUGAACCCGUCUGGGGACCUCAAGUCCACUCAGGGCACGUUUGAGGCGUGGUUCAAGCAGCAGCGCACGUGGAAGGGCAAGGUGUGUGAGGCGCCAUCAGAGGAGGAGUUUAUGAAGGCACUGGAGCACUACAGCCUCUUUGUUUACUGCGGCCACGGCAGCGGUGAGCAGUACCUGCAUCGCUCAUACCUCAAGAAGCUCUCUCGCUGUGCGCUCUCUCUCCUCAUGGGCUGCAGCAGUGCUCGCCUCUCCCCCCGUGGGGACUACGAGCCCCUGGGCGUACCACUCAACUACCUGGCUGCUGGCUGCCCUGCCAUCGUGGGUAACCUGUGGGACGUCACAGAUGGGGACAUUGACAGAUACUCACAGCGGAUUCUGGAAAGCUGGGUUGGGAAGGCUCGGGUGGUGGGGUGUGGGAGUGGGGUUGGGGAGAGGGAGAAGCGUGGGGGUGGUUCGUGUGAGUGA